Alnus glutinosa is the source of this 1068-nucleotide messenger RNA. RefSeq lists its product as uncharacterized. The coding region runs from base 1 to 1068 and encodes 355 amino acids. NCBI's taxonomy places the organism in Eukaryota, Viridiplantae, Streptophyta, Magnoliopsida, Fagales, Betulaceae. The record is from RefSeq and is a predicted model, not a curated record. The transcript has a single exon.
AUGGACAAGAGUUGGAUGAGAAUGUCUAGAGGUUCAAAAGAGCAUCUAGAUGGUAUCGAAGCAUUUCUGAAUUUUGCAUUUAGCAACACCAAUACACCAGGCUUCAUUUUGUGCCCAUGUAAGCGUUGUCGCAUGAGCAACUCAUUGACACAGGAAGUUGUCUACGACCAUUUGAUGACGGGCCCAGGAAUCUUGGAGGGUUAUACCGAUUGGGUACUGCAUGGGGAAAAGAUUAACGCUUCUGUUAAUAGGGAGUCCGUAUCACACGACCCUGUAACGGCUCCCACCAAUAGGAUGCCUCCCCUUGACGGGUCUAGUGGGAUGCAUGCCAUGUUGCAUGACAUUUUCAACAUGCACGACGUACGAGCCGAAAAAGGUGGGUCCGAAGUUGGUGCACAAGCCGAAGCCGUACAAGAGGAUUCAGAUGACUUUGACGAGAAGACGAGGAAGUUCUUCGAUUUACUUAAGGAUGCCAAUACCCCACUCCACGAGAAUACAAAGCAUAGCAAAUUGGGGGCUAUUGUGCGUCUAUAUAAUUUGAAGUGUAUGGGUAGAUUCAGUAACACGAUAUUCUCACUCCUCCUUGAAUUUAUUAAUGAGUUGCUACCAACAAAUGCUGUUUUGCCUAAGGACACGUACGAGGCGAAAAAGUAUAUGAGGGACUUGGGACUUGGAUAUGAAAAGAUUCUUGCUUGUCCCAAUGAUUGUAUGUUGUUUUGGAGGGACACCGAGAAGUUAGAACGAUGUACGUCAUGCAAGGCGUCGAAGUGGAAGGAGGACAUUAGUGAGGAAGAAGAGUCAUCACGAACAUCUAAACGAAAGCCGGCAAAGGUGUUGUGGUGGUUUCCAUUGAUACCAAGGUUGCAACGGUUGUUUACAUCACAUCACACAGCUAAACACAUGAAGUGGCAUGCUCAUGGGCGUACAAAAGAUGGGGUACUAAGGCAUCCGGCAGAUGGUGAAGCCUGGAAGACAUUCGAUUCAUUCUACCCAAACUUUGCCUCAGAUCCACGUAGUGUGAGGCUUGGCUUAUCCUCUGAUGGAUUUUUAAUCCUUUUGGGAAUAUGA